AGGAAUGAACUUAUAUAUGAGAAUAAUACGUUGUGUGCCAGUUGUUAUACGCGAUUUCAAAAUAUUAACGUUAAUAGCGGAAAUAAAGAUAUUGACAUUCUGAUCAAAGCAACGUACAAGAAUCAACCUAAAUUUAGAUUAGAAUGGAUACCAUUUAACGAUUUUACAGAUGUAACCCAAAUUGGAACUGGUGGUUUUAGCGAAAUAUAUACAGCGGCAUGGACAAAAGGAGAAAUAACAGGUUGGAGCAGCACAAAAAAUGAAUAUAAUAGAAGAAGGAAUCAAACGGUUGCAUUAAAAAUUCUUAAAGAUUCCCAAAAUAUUAAUUCAACAUUCUUAAAAGAGUUACAAAAUAUUAUUAAAAGUCAACCUAAUUCUCACGUGCGCCACCUUAUUCAAUGUUAUGGAGUGUCACAAAAUCCAAAAACAAAAGAUUAUAUUUUUGUUAUGCCAUAUAUGUCGAAUGGAAGUCUAAAUAAUUAUUUAUCAAAUAAUUUUAAGGAUAUUACUUGGAAAAUGAAACUUGACUUUCUUAGAAAUAUUUUUACAGGCAUUAAAUGGAUUCAUGAAAAUAAAAUUAUACACCGUGAUAUACACAAUGGAAAUAUAUUAAUAGGUAACAAGAUAUCACCUAGGCAAAAUUUUUCAUAUAAAAAAGAAAAACUUAAUAGACAACACAUCAAAAAAUGCUUCAUUCAACAACCUAUUACAAGAUAUAAAGAUACGGAAAAG
Racocetra persica is the source of this 732-nucleotide messenger RNA. The record is from the annotation of a GenBank genome assembly. Lineage: Eukaryota; Fungi; Glomeromycota; Glomeromycetes; Diversisporales; Gigasporaceae.